AUGUAUGCGGACAAUGAGAAACGGAAAGAUGUUCUCAAGUCAAAGAUAGGGAAAGCCCCAGCGAAACCCGGANAUUUAAUUUUGAUCAGGUACAGCAUUAAAGGUUUGUCACCUUAUGAAAAGAAGAAAUAUGUUUGGAAAAUGCUUUACAUUUAUAUGCUGGGUUACGAUGUAGAUUUUGGUCACAUGGAAGCUGUUUCUUUAAUAUCUGCACCAAAGUAUCCAGAAAAGCAGGUUGGGUACAUUGUGACGUCAUGCUUGCUCAACGAGAAUCAUGAUUUUCUGAGAUUAGCGAUAAAUACAGUAAGGAAUGACAUUAUUGGUCGCAAUGAAACUUUCCAGUGCCUAGCCUUGACUAUGGUUGGGAAUAUUGGUGGGAGAGAGUUUGCAGAAUCUUUGGCACCUGAUGUUCAAAAACUACUUAUUUCAAGUAGCUGCAGACCGCUUGUGAGAAAAAAAGCUGCACUAUGUCUCUUGCGCUUGUAUAGGAAAAAUCCGGAUGUUGUCAAUGUAGAUGGCUGGGCGGAUCGGAUGGCACAACUUUUGGAUGAACGAGAUCUUGGUGUUUUGACAUCUUCUAUGAGCCUUCUUGUUGCUUUGGUGUCUAAUCACCAUGAAGCCUAUUGGAGUUCUCUUCCAAAGUGUGUUAAAAUAUUGGAGCGGCUUGCUAGGAACCAGGAUAUUCCUCAAGAAUACACUUACUAUGGUAUCCCAUCUCCCUGGCUUCAGGUCAAGACAAUGAGAGCACUUCAGUAUUUUCCCACCAUUGAAGAUCCAAACACCAGAAGAUCAUUGUUCGAGGUGUUACAACGGAUAUUGAUGGGAACUGAUGUUGUAAAAAAUGUUAAUAAGAACAAUGCAUCACAUGCCGUUCUCUUUGAAGCCCUUGCUCUUGUCAUGCAUCUUGAUGCUGAGAAGGAGAUGAUGUCUCAAUGUGUUGCUCUACUUGGAAAAUUUAUUGCAGUGCGUGAACCAAAUAUUCGAUAUCUUGGCUUGGAAAAUAUGACUCGGAUGUUAAUGGUAACAGAUGUGCAAGAUAUCAUCAAAAGACAUCAGGCUCAGAUCAUCACCUCGUUGAAGGACCCCGACAUCAGUAUUCGUAGACGUGCCCUUGAUCUGCUAUAUGGAAUGUGUGAUGUUUCAAAUGCAAAGGACAUUGUUGAAGAAUUGUUGCAGUAUCUCAGCUCUGCUGACUUUGCAAUGCGUGAAGAACUUUCCCUUAAAGCUGCUAUUCUUGCAGAAAAAUUUGCUCCUGAUCUUUCAUGGUACGUGGAUGUGAUCCUUCAGCUCAUUGACAAGGCUGGGGAUUUUGUUAGCGAUGACAUAUGGUUUCGUGUUGUGCAGUUUGUUACAAAUAAUGAAGACCUUCAGCCUUAUGCAGCUGCAAAAGCCAGAGAGUAUCUUGACAAGCCUGCCAUACAUGAGACAAUGGUCAAGGUGUGA
Pistacia vera is the source of this 1443-nucleotide messenger RNA. RefSeq names its product AP-2 complex subunit alpha-1-like. Gene Ontology annotation, cellular component: membrane coat; AP-2 adaptor complex. Gene Ontology annotation, biological process: intracellular protein transport; clathrin-dependent endocytosis. Bases 1 to 1443 code for a protein of 480 amino acids. The record is from RefSeq and is a predicted model, not a curated record. Gene Ontology annotation, molecular function: clathrin-cargo adaptor activity. The transcript has 14 exons. NCBI's taxonomy places the organism in Eukaryota, Viridiplantae, Streptophyta, Magnoliopsida, Sapindales, Anacardiaceae.